AUUAAUUUAAUAGGGAGGUGAGGGUAUAGAGUCCGUUGUUGCCCAAAAAUUGAAUUGAUUUGUGCUAAUCCACAUAUUUUUCCUUAUUUCGACUCCUUGUCAAUAUCAAUUUUAGUUGUCAAACUAGGAUCGUAUCACCCAACCAAGGGCAAGUCCCAAAACAGCUUUUAAAACGUUGGUUGAAAAACAAGUCAUACAUUAUUUUUCUAAUUUGAAAUCUAUGUUCAAGUUGAAUUUAAAGUUCUCAUAAUAAAUACUUAUUUUCUUAAUAAAAUAAAGAAUUAUUUUGGAAAUAGAAUGAAUAAUUUUUAUGGCCAAAUGGGAUCCAUAGUUUAUAGCAAAAUUAUGUGAACCAUCUAAAUUCGUUUCCCAGAAGAGUGGAGAUUGAAGUAUCUCAAACGCAAGGGAUACAACUAUGGUAGUAUCAAUUCAAUGGGUCCACAAACACACGUGGCAAUUAGACAGCAGUUGACAUUUUAGCAUAUACACUACCUUAACCAUAUUCCCCCCUCCCCCCUCCCCCCGGGCGGUAAACAAACCAUCACCACCACGAGCUACAGCAGCCUGCCACAGAAGAGCGCGUCAAUCAUAUAAUGGUGGCUCUAUCUAAUAACCAAAUAUUGCUAUCUCUUCCACUCUCUUCCACUCAAUCAGCAACUCCGCGAGAAUUUAACUAGCUCGCUGGUUUUUCUUACAUUCGUCGAAGAGCGUUGAAACACUCACGUGCACAGCAGCAGUACAACUCCUCCUCCUCCUCUAGGAUCAAAAGAUUUCAGCUUGUUAGUGCUACAAAAUAUAAAGCCAGACAGUUAGAGGAUGCUGAGGAGAUGGUGAAUAAGGCUUCCAAUGAUUUAACUGGUAGUCUGGACGAUAAAACUGUUCGCACAGGAAGUCCAUUUUUGGCAAAACUGGCAAUUGUGCUAGGUAUAGCUGCUACAGUUACAUUCCUAGCCAUAGGUCCUAAGCAGCCUAAUCAAGGAUCAAAUUUUGGGAUUCAAUUUUUGGUUGAUGGAUCAUCAUCUUCCAUAACUUCUACACCUGCUCCUCGUUUUUCUUUCAAAGCUUUUGUUUGUAGAGUCAUGCUGCCGGAAUAUGCUCCAGGGCCCUUGUACUUCUCCUUCUUUGGAUGGAUCUACUUUUGGCUUCUGAUGGCAGAUGGUUUUGGACUUUUUAUCAGUGAGGAGGCUUUGAAUAUAUGGGUUGGAAUCUCUAUAGCAUGGAUGCUUGUUCUAGAUGGGACGUGGAAAUCACUAGUGAACUCUUUUUCCAGAAAUGCUCCAUAUAUAACAUCCACUAUUCUCAGGGUGUACUGGUUAGAUAUUUGUAUCAGCGAUAUGAUACCUUUUUACUUUGGGAAGCUUUUUAAGCAAUCUGCUGCAUCCAGUGAUGUUUGCCCAAAGUUAGGGAUCAGAAAUCAGAAGGCAAGAGAUAUCACAAACGCUGUACAAAAAUAUGGGGAUCUCAUUAGGUUUGUGGAACAGUUUUCUCUUGUAGUGAAAAAUCCCACCGCUUUUCCUUGCAGGGGCUCUGAUAUAUCACCAGAGUGUUUCUUUACCGGUUUCUGUUGUGGUGGCUUGAUAACUCUUCCAAUUCAGGUUAUUAAUCAUGUAUUUAAAACAGAUUUCCAGUUUUAAAUAUGCCUGCUUUUCAUGCUUUCAUAUCUCCUUUCCUUUUUCUCCAAAAUGCAGUUGACAAUUGAUUUUUUUGUUGGGUUCGAAAUCGAGAGGGCGUCAUGCAGAAGCUUAAAAUUUGCAAAUCAUGAGACGAUAAAUUAGACGACAAAGAAAACAAUACUAAAAUAUAUUAUUGAUAUUGUUUGGUCAAACGACCUACAUAUCAAAAACUAAUAUUGAAAAAACAUAAAACCUAUUGGGAUAAAUCCUCCCCUAAACAAAGACUCUUUAAUGACUAAAUUGUGGAUGCUAUUGUGUUAUGGUAUAAGAAGGGGUCUUCUAUGUAUAGAUAUUCAAAACCUUUCUUUCAAGAAAGAGGUUAGCUAAAUAUGAAAAAAAAUUAUAUUUUUUUCUUUUAGGAAAACUAAAAGUAAUUAUAAUAAUUUUUAUUUUCCUUCUAAGAAAAAGUAAAACUUUAAUAUAGUAAGA
Messenger RNA from Capsicum annuum, 2102 nucleotides. RefSeq lists its product as uncharacterized. The transcript has 8 exons. The coding region runs from base 828 to 1634 and encodes 268 amino acids. The record is from RefSeq and is a predicted model, not a curated record. Lineage: Eukaryota; Viridiplantae; Streptophyta; Magnoliopsida; Solanales; Solanaceae.